AUGCCGAAUCCUCCAGAAUACGCCCAGGUGGGCGGUGUAUGGGACAGACUGUCAACAAAAAAGGAGCAAAUGCGGGAUGGCCUGAAUAAGCUUUUGGCAAUAAUGCCGUACGACAUCAUCACGCUGAACACAUGGAACAGGCUGAUCCCCCAUUGGAUGCAAAGUAUUUGUGAGAUAAUUGGUGACGACGAUUUCUCUGAAUUCAAAAUAAUGCUCAGGUGA
Gongylonema pulchrum is the source of this 222-nucleotide messenger RNA. The record is from the annotation of a GenBank genome assembly. Lineage: Eukaryota; Metazoa; Nematoda; Chromadorea; Rhabditida; Gongylonematidae.